Fusarium sp. VM40 is the source of this 1266-nucleotide messenger RNA. The record is from the annotation of a GenBank genome assembly. NCBI's taxonomy places the organism in Eukaryota, Fungi, Ascomycota, Sordariomycetes, Hypocreales, Nectriaceae.
AUGGGAGACCACGGGCUCUCUCAGAUUAAACACAACGAGCAUCUACUGCUUGACCAACCACUCCUUCGCCUCCCCUCCGAACUACUCCGAAAAAACUUCCGCACUGCCCAUUUCACCAUCGAGAAAGACACCACCGCCCUCAAAACAUUACUCAAAGACUCGGCUACCGCCGCUGUCUCAGGUCGUCCAUCCCAACAAGAUGUCCUCCGCAACAUCGAUACCAUGGUUGCUCGCAUGCGCGGGCUGAAGCGCAAACUCCACGCCAGUGCUUCUGAGGAGGCUCGCUUGCACACACAAGCCGCUGCUCGCAUCUCUCAUCUCGAUGAGCUCUACAAGAUAGACACUGUGGAGGAUGUCAAGUAUGAAACAUGGAGCAGAAAGAGGCUAGAUCGACUUUUGGCCGACUAUUUACUUCGCCAUGGUUACAAUGAUACGGCAAAGGAGCUGGCGCAGCAACGUGGCAUCACAGAGCUCGUCGAUAUCGAAACCUUUGUUGCUGCUAGCCGCAUUCGAGAAUCCCUCUUGAAAGAGACUGUCACGGAAACUCUGGCAUGGUGCACUGACAACAAGAAAGAGCUUCGCAAGAUGGAGAGUAAACUCGAGUUUAUGCUUCGCUUCCAGCAGUAUAUCGAAUUGGUCCGUUCUCAAUCCUCAGACAAGCUCGCCGAAGCUAUUGCCCACGCAAAGAAGCAUCUCAUUCCGUACCGGGCUACCUUUCCUCGGGAGGUUCAGCAAGUGUGUGGCUUACUUGCCUUCCCACCAGGCUUAUCCGCCUCUACAGCGUACGGGGAUCUCUACAAGCCUUCGCGCUGGGCUGAUCUCGCUGAUAUAUUUACAACAACACACAAUCAACUUCUCGCCCUUCCUGCGGUACCGCUUCUUCACGUUGCGCUCUCUUCUGGCCUCUCAGCUCUCAAAACACCCGCGUGCCACGCCCACUCCGUGACAUCAUCAGAUAAUUCAUCUACUAGCCAUACGACCAGCUCGUCCGAUAUAGCGGCUACCGCUGCUUCAACGCUCGGCCAUGGCGUUUGCCCUAUCUGUUCUACUGAGCUCAACGAACUCGCCCGUAACGUGCCAUACGCACACCACACGCAAAGUCAUGUCGAGCAUGAUCUCAGGCUGUUGCCCAAUGGUAGCGUAUACGGAAGGGAUCGCCUGGAAACGCAUGCACGGAAAAACGGACUGCCUCCAGACCAGAUUAGGGAUCUGCGGACUGGCGAGGUUUUUCCUAUUGAGACACUCAAGAAGGUAUACAUUACGUAA